CUCAGGUGUGUGUGUAGAUAUAUCCGCAAAAGAGAGUUCCAACCAGAUCAGUCAGAGAAUCUCUCUCGAGGUCGUGCGAGCAGCCAGUCGUUCCGUUAAAUCCUCCGACUUCGAGCUGCGAAAUCGGCUUCUUCAGGCAAGUGCUUGCUGUCGAACAGUGUCAGUGUCUUCCAAGUCGGGCGCUCACACACAUUACAGCCUAAGUGCCAGUUUUCGGUUUCAAAUCAAACUCCAAUGCAUCACCUUGUGUUAAUCGGAUGAUGCACCUCCAGACGAUAGUGCCACUCUUUUCGGGAAUCGCCCUCUUAUCGCCUGUCUGUGCUUACUAAAAGGUUUUAAAUGUUAUGUGUAGUAAUUUUGUUGUGGUUAGCUGAUUAAACUAACACUUGAUUGCAUUACCUGUUUGAAGAGGAUAUGUAUCUAACCACUACCCUUGGAUGAACUGGAUCAAGUAUGCUCUGGAUGGCCAUUCUGGGUACCAUACUGUUAUGGUUAAUAUCCCCAGGAGCGGCUGUCAACCAUCCUCACAGAGGAAAAGUAUCAUCAUACCAAAUUAGUCCGAAACCUUGCUGGGUUGACGGUCAGGAAGGAACCUGCAUGUUCGUAUACGAAUGCCUGAAGUCUGAAGGCUACCACAUAGGCAUGUGCGUGGACACUUUCAUGUUCGGGUCAUGUUGCGCCCACAACGCAACAGAAAACACCGUGGUGCCGAACCAUCAUCACCAUCAUCAACAACACAUAUCAGAGCCCUCCGUGCUCUACACCGCUCCUAGUCAACAUAGUCAAAUCACUAAAAAGCCAAUUAAACCAAUUAGUCAUAGUAGGCCUUCUUAUAAACCUAAACCAACAAGUCAAAUUCAACUAAGUCAACAAUCUACGAAAUAUAACUCAGUAACGACUACACCUCUCCGUCCGCAGACAGUGGAGACAUCUAUGAACAAUUUUCAACCUCCUCGACACAGCAUCCGACCGAUGAGUACAGAUGCCUUGGCGGUGGCCAGCAGCAUCAACAUAGGCACCUACACAAAACCUGGGUGGCAAUCGACCACAGAACCAGGAUUUAUCACAUCUCUAAACCAUAAUUCGAUUCAGAAUGAGCAGAAACCGAAUGCCCAAUGGCAGUUCACUACAGAGCCUGGGUUUGUGACGAGGGUAAAAGCGAAACCGACGAGCUUCAGGCCGAAACCGAAACCUACAAAAAAACCGAUACAGAUUUCUACUAUUAAAAACACCACCAAGUUCAAUGCGAAGAAUACUACCUCUACCAAAAAGUAA
Brassicogethes aeneus is the source of this 1275-nucleotide messenger RNA. NCBI's taxonomy places the organism in Eukaryota, Metazoa, Arthropoda, Insecta, Coleoptera, Nitidulidae. The record is from the annotation of a GenBank genome assembly.